AUGCACCAUUGGGACUGGCCACCAAACGCCUGCACCAUCGGGACUGACCACAAAGGUAUGCACUAUCGGGACUGGCCACAAACGUCUGCACCAUCGGGACUGGACACAAAAGUCUGCACCAUCGGGACUGGCCACAAACGUCUGCACCAUCGGGACUGGCCACAAACGUCUGCACCAUCGGGACUGGCCACAAACGUCUGCACCAUCGGGACUGACCACAAACGCAUGCACCAUUGGGACUGGCCACCAAACGCCUGCACCAUCGGACUGACCACAAAGGUAUGCACUAUCGGGACUAGCCACAAACGUCUGCACCAUCGGGACUGGCCACAAACGUCUGCACCAUCGGGACUGGCCACAAUGGCUUGCACCAUCGGGACUGGCCACAAACGCAUGCACCAUCGGGACUGGCCACAAACGUCUGCACCAUCGGGACUAGCCACAAACGUCUGCACCAUCGGGACUGGCCACAAACGUCUGCACUAUCGGGACUGGCCACAAACGUCUGCACCAUCGGGACUGGCCACAAUGGCUUGCACCAUCGGGACUGGCCACAAACGUCUGCACCAUCGGGACUGGCCACGAACGUCUGCACUAUCGGGACUGGCCACAAACGCCUGCACCAUCGGGACUGGCCACAAACGUCUGCACCAUCGGGACUGGCCACAAACGUCUGCACCAUCGGGACUGGCCACAAACGUCUGCAUAUUCUGA
Molecule: messenger RNA, 714 nt
Organism: Liolophura sinensis
Lineage: Eukaryota; Metazoa; Mollusca; Polyplacophora; Chitonida; Chitonidae
Product: zinc finger protein 479-like
Exons: 1
Coding region: 1-714 (237 amino acids)
Source: RefSeq, a predicted model, not a curated record